Messenger RNA from Thamnophis elegans (Western terrestrial garter snake), 1940 nucleotides. RefSeq names its product transcription initiation factor TFIID subunit 9-like. The transcript is spliced from 7 exons. The coding region runs from base 41 to 808 and encodes 255 amino acids. Gene Ontology annotation, molecular function: protein heterodimerization activity; transcription coactivator activity; RNA polymerase II general transcription initiation factor activity. Gene Ontology annotation, cellular component: SAGA complex; transcription factor TFIID complex. The record is from RefSeq and is a predicted model, not a curated record. Gene Ontology annotation, biological process: RNA polymerase II preinitiation complex assembly; DNA-templated transcription initiation. Lineage: Eukaryota; Metazoa; Chordata; Lepidosauria; Squamata; Natricidae.
GGCGCUCUUCCGUCCCCAGGGGAGGCAGCUCAGCGCCGCGAUGGAGGCGGCCAAGAUGGCGUCGCCCAAAAGCGCCCCGAAGGACGCCCAGGUGAUGGCCCAGAUCCUGAAAGACACGGGGAUUACAGAGUACGAGCCACGGGUUAUAAAUCAGAUGUUGGAAUUUGCAUACAGGUAUGUGACGACUAUCCUCGAGGAUGCGAAAAUUUACUCCAGCCACGCCAAGAAAUCGAGCGUCGACGCAGACGAUGUGAGGUUGGCUAUUCAGUGCCGGACAGACCAGUCGUUCACUUCCCCGCCACCCAGAGACUUUUUGCUGGACAUCGCAAGGCAGAAAAACCAAACCCCGUUGCCUUUGAUUAAACCCUACUCCGGGCCAAGGUUGCCUCCAGACCGGUACUGCCUGACAGCGCCAAAUUACCGGCUGAAAUCCCUGCAGAAAAAGAUCUCGUCCGCUGCUGGCAGGAUCACCGUGCCCCGGUUGAGCGUUGGCGCCGUCACCAGCAGGCCUAGCACACCAACCCUAGGGCCUCCUUCAGCACAAGCGGUGUCCGUUUCUACGAAAGUCGGGACCCCCGUCUCGCUGACCGGACAGAGGUUCACCGUCCAGAUCCCCACCUCUCAAACAUCUGUAAAAUCAGCCACCCCGACCACUCCCACCGUCCAGAACGUCCUGAUCAACCCCUCCCUGAUCGGCUCCAAGAACAUCCUUAUCGCCACCAACAUGGUCUCCUCACAGAGCGUCACCGGCGAGCCCAACGUCUUAAAGCGGAAACACGAGGAAGAGGAGGACUACGACACCUUAUGAGUUCCAGGGAGCCCAGCCCCCCUCCCCCCCAUUGCUCUCCUUCCAUCUAGUGCCUGAUCUGGCACACCAGAUCAGCCGGGAUAAAAAAAUACCCAUUUUGGUGUGGGUUGGCUCCCUUCCCCGCGCCCCCCCUCUUUCGUUUCCUCCCUCCCACCUCCAAUUAACUUAUUCUCCGGGUUCCCUGAAUUGUUUGCAGUCAGCAGAGCUGCGGUGUGGGGUGGUGAGUUUUGGGGUGCUCUCAAAGCAGGAACUCAAGCCAUCCAGCACCCCCCUCCCAUGGGUGGAAUUCAAAAAAUUUAGCAAUCAGUUCUCUCCCCGGUUGCUGGGUGGGCGUGGCCAGCUUGGCCUCCUACAUCACGGUUGGGAAGGCAUUUUUGCUCUCCCCCAGGCUCCGGAGGCGUUCCUCAAUCCUCUGGGACGGUGAAAACGGAGUUCCUCCGGAGGCUGGGAAUGAGCUCGUUUCCGCGAGGCCUGCUUUUUGCCCUCCGCGCGGGCUCUGCACUUACCUGGCAUCCAAAAUGGGUUGCAUGGAGACUCCUGGGAGGGGCGAGGCCAGCCAAUCUUUGCAAGUACCGGUUCGGUGAACCAGAUGUAAAAUUCGCAACCGGUAACGAACCGGCUAAAUCCUCUUGUAAAAAGACACCGAUUGCAGCUAGGCAGAUCAAACUGCAUUCUUCUGUCUCCUAGAGCGUGGAAGGGAAGGAAAUUGGAGCGUGGGGGGCUGUUGUUGAGGUUCACACAAUUGCGUUUCUUUGUGUUUUGAGGUCCAUCCUCCCCCAUCCCCCAGGUUGUGUAAAACGGACUCCAGUGUUUGUUGAAGUCAUCCAUCGUCCCUGGCUGAGAUUGGGAUGGAAAAGGAAAGGAAAAAUGACAUCCUGGCACGACACAAUUUGCAAAGUUUUGUUCUGUUUGCACGGGGCGAGGUGGGGACGGGAUUGUGUUGUGUUGUGUUGGUGCAGGAUUGUCAACUCGCAUCGCCCUGCUUUCUGGUUUUAAGAGUCUGGCUGCACAAUGCAGCCCCCUCCUCCCCAUUAUUUUGUAGGCCACUGCCACGAACAUUACAAUUUCUAUUUCUUUUGAGAGCUGUAUUUAUAAAUUAAACUUUUUUUUUCCCCCACGAGGAGUAACAACA